Messenger RNA from Lingula anatina, 1247 nucleotides. Its product is annotated as E3 ubiquitin-protein ligase RNF14. Gene Ontology annotation, biological process: protein ubiquitination. The record is from RefSeq and is a predicted model, not a curated record. Lineage: Eukaryota; Metazoa; Brachiopoda; Lingulata; Lingulida; Lingulidae. Gene Ontology annotation, molecular function: zinc ion binding; protein binding; ubiquitin-protein transferase activity.
ACGAGGUCACAGAGGCGAACGAGUUGUCACCACUCCAGUAAAUUGCUCAACGUUAUGUAAAUGUAGAAUCUGUGAAAAUGACAAGCAGCGAUCAGGAGGCCCAGGAAAAUGAACUGUUAGCUCUAGCCAGUAUAUAUGACAGUGAUGAUAUAUUUAAGGCUUCCGAAACGGGAAGUGAACCCGGAGGCCAAUUUAUGGCUUGCUUGGAUCUGCCACCUUCAUUCUGCGUCAAGUUUGGAAUUUGGAAAAACAACCAUGAAGAGCACCAGCUACAAUUUCUUCCACCAAUUGUGCUUAACUUUCAACUGGUACCUGACUACCCUUCAAAGAACCCCCCAAAUUUUACUCUGUCCUGCAAGUGGCUGUCAAAGGAGCAGCUGACAAGACUAUGUAAAAAGCUGGAUGAAAUUUGGUUAGAGAAUGAAAAUCAGGAAAUUCUGUUUUUGUGGAUGAGUUUCCUGAAAGAUGACGCAAUGGAAUAUCUUCAAAUCCAAAGUCCUCUGGACCUGUCAAACAUCUUAUCGAAGAAAGCAAGAAAGUCGUCUUCCAUGAAAACAGAAAAAGGCAAUUUCACGACAUAUGAUAAAGGACAGGGUAAAAAAAUCAUGGACUCAAACUAUGACUCAAGAGCUGUGCAAGACAUUGCUUCACAAGAGCUCCUUUUACCAGCUUUGUUAGAGUACAACAAGGCGGAAAAAGAGGCUGCAUUUAAAAGGACUUUGUACGCGUGCAAUGUCUGUUUCCUGGAAAAGCUUGGGACAUUGUGCAUGCAAUUUUUAGAUUGCGACCAUGUGUACUGCAAGGAAUGCAUGAAGGAUUACUUCACAGUCCAAAUCACUGAUGGAAACGUCAAGGCAUUGACUUGCCCACAUGACAAGUGUCAAUCACAGGCACACCCUUCCCAGGUAAAAGAAUUAGUUGGAGCUGACCUGUACGCAAGAUAUGAUCGCCUGUUACUGCACACCACCCUGGAGACAAUGGCGGACAUUGCCUACUGUCCCCGCCCCAUUUGUCAGACCCCUGUAUUACUGGAGAAGGAAACAACAUAUGGGUGCUGCUCUGAGUGUAGUUAUGUGUUUUGUACUAUCUGUAAGCUGACUUAUCAUGGGGUGUCCCCUUGCAGGAUAAGACCAGGCAAGUUUUUUUUUUUUUUUGGUGAAAAAGGUUUUUCAACUACUGGGUGUAAUGAUAAGGCAUGUUACUGGUACCUAAUGAGGAGGGGUCAAAACACCCUGCCUCUUGGGUAG